AUGUCUAAGCCCACAGUCGUCAUUGUCCCUGGCGCUUGGCAAAUGCCAGCAGCAUUUGACAACUUUUCCCGAAAGCUGAAUGAAGCAGGAUAUCCAACCUACUUGGUGGAACUUCCCUCCGUAGGGGGAACAGAAAUGCCCCUUUCUGGACUUGCAGGCGAUAUUCAGGCUGUACGGUCAGCGCUGAACCAGGUUUGUCAGGAUGGUAAGAAAGCGAUGGUUCUCGCGCACUCAGCUGGAGGUUUAUCCGGUAGCAAUGCCAUUGAAGGGUAUGAUGUGGCUGGUAUCAUCUACCUGGCCGCCUUUGUGAUACCCAAAGGCACAUCAGUUCUUGAGCUAGUCGGUGGUGCACCUUUGCCUUGGAUGGAUGUUCAGGAUGAUCGAGUUUUCGCUAGGCCGAACCUCGUCUCACAGACCUUUUUCAAUGACUUGGCUCCGGAAUUGCAAGCCAAGUGGGCCAGCGCAAUGACACACACCUCAGCAGCGCUAUUCGCCACCCCAAGCCAAUAUGAGCCUUGGGCGAAUGGAGUUCCACGCGGCUAUAUUUUCUGCUCAGACGAUAACGCCCUCCCGCCCCCUUACCAACAACAAAUGAUCGCUCAGCUUGGGCCCGAAGUGGUUAUUGCUUCUCUUCACGCCGGCCAUUGCCCUCAUCUCAGCGUUGCUAAUGAACUCUUGCACGCAUUUGAGUCAAUUGUAUCUCAACUUAGAGCAAGUGAAGAUGUAGUCUGA
Messenger RNA from Truncatella angustata, 732 nucleotides. Its product is annotated as alpha/beta-hydrolase. The record is from RefSeq and is a predicted model, not a curated record. Bases 1 to 732 code for a protein of 243 amino acids. The transcript has 2 exons. Lineage: Eukaryota; Fungi; Ascomycota; Sordariomycetes; Amphisphaeriales; Sporocadaceae.